GAUUCGGAGUUGCUAAAAUUAAUUUCCCGAAAUGCCGAAAUGGCGAGUAGCAUAGUGUUGACAGCAGUUGAGCUUCAUCUUCAUUCACAGUUUCAACUUGAAGGCAUAAUAAAGCUACGUAUAAUAUCAUAUCAUCAUAAUCAUAAAAUCCCAAACAUCAUCAAUAGCCUAGUAACUCUCCAUCAACACAACACCAUCUGAGAUCUGCUUCACUUCAUUUCCGAAUUCCGAUCUUGCCCCCAGAUCUCAUACUCCCAACAACAAUGCACCAAUCCAACUAAACAGAACAAAACAAGAAAAAAGAAAACCACAAUGGGCGCGAACCAAUCGGACCAAGUUGCCGGAAACGCAUACGAAGAAGAAGAAGAAGAAGAGGAGGAUGAAGAAGAGGACGAAGAAGACAACGUGGCAGCUAGGAGGGGUCUCAUAAGACCCCCUCAGCUACUCAACAACCGCCACGUGGCAAAGAAGCUUCUAGAACAAGAACCCGAGAUCCUGCCGUGCCACGCGUCUGCCUCCCCUCUCUCCCCGCAACUCUCCUCCCUUGGAACCCCGCGCCUCGGCCCUUCCAUCAAGGUCUGGGACCCUUACAACGUUCUCGCCCCUCCGCCGCCGCCGCCUAUGCUUCCGCCUCCGUCCAACGAUGCGGACGACGAGCACGCUGAGGCGGUGACGACGGAGGUGUUCGUGAUCAGCCACGGGGAGUGCGAGCUGAGCCUCAGACCCGAUUUAAUUUCGGGUCGGGUCCCCGGUGCGGGCCUGACUCCGAAUGGCGAGAGGCAGGCGAGGGCGUUGGCCGUGUUCUUGAAAUCUCAGGGCGUAAGGUUCAACGCGGUUUAUUCUUCGCCGUUAGAUCGGGCUCGGUCAACGGCUGUCGUUGUUUGUAAGGAAAUCAAUUUUUUGGAGGAUCAGAUUCAGUCCUCAGACGCCCUUGUAGAGAUGAGUCAAGGGAAUUGGGAAGGCUGCCUUCAAUCAGAAAUAUAUACACCUGAAAUUUUGAGGAUCAUCGACAGGUUCCAGCCAGAUUUUGCUGCACCUUCUGGAGAAUCACUUAGACAAGUUGAAUUCCGCAUGGUUCAGUUCUUAAAUGGGAUUGUUCUCCGACUGCCUGAAAAAUUGAGGAUUGAUCUAUCCUCCCAUCACAAUGAAAACAACCAAACAUUUGUUCAGCAAGAUUCCCAUCCUCUGACGAAUUCUAUUCACGACCAGGAUGGACCCCUUCAUCCAACAACCCAAUGGGAUUCGCUCCACAGGCAUAGGCCAGGACUCUCCAGGAAAAAAUCUGGUAAGAGCAGGCUACAAGUCGUGACAAACACUGGCGAUGAUUUUGAAGAUGAUAUAUCUCCUAGGCAAGUCAACCACCAAAGUGCGCUGCACAAUUCAUUCGGUGGCUAUAAUGCAUCUGUUUCUUGUAUAGGCAUAUUUACUCACUCUGCACCGAUAAAGUGUCUCCUAACGGGACUUCUUGGAUGUAGUCCAUUGCUGUCACAGAAGUUCUGCAUCGGAGAUUCUUCGGUAACAGUGUUGCAACAUUCCUUGAGAACAGGAUGGCAGAUAAAAAGGUUGAAUGAUACAGCACACCUUAGGCUUCUCUAGUUGAAGCAGCUUUUACAUAUAGGGAACAGGAUUUUGGUAUUUAUUGGGAUUUUUACA
This is a messenger RNA of Arachis ipaensis, 1653 nucleotides long. RefSeq lists its product as uncharacterized. The record is from RefSeq and is a predicted model, not a curated record. NCBI's taxonomy places the organism in Eukaryota, Viridiplantae, Streptophyta, Magnoliopsida, Fabales, Fabaceae.